This is a messenger RNA of Arachis stenosperma, 2174 nucleotides long. RefSeq lists its product as uncharacterized. Bases 866 to 1795 code for a protein of 309 amino acids. Lineage: Eukaryota; Viridiplantae; Streptophyta; Magnoliopsida; Fabales; Fabaceae. The transcript is spliced from 6 exons. The record is from RefSeq and is a predicted model, not a curated record.
UGUUUCGUAUCAAUCACCCACCAGGGAAAAAAAUAAAAACCCCUCAAAUCGCAGUUUCUAGAAAAUACCACACACUUUCUCCUCUUCCUCUUCUUUCUCCAUACUCCCGAGAUAUUUUUGCUUGCAACAACACAUUCUCACGACACUUCUUCCUCACUGUCUCAGCCUUCUCUCACCGUAAAAACAGAGCAAAAGGAAGAAUAAAAAAUAGUAAUUAAGUGUGUUGAUUGAGUCUCAAGGUGAAAGGGUCGUCACCGUCACCGUCACCGUCACCGUGUUGUGUUGUGUUGUCCUUCCUUAAAAGCCUUUUGAGUUUCCUUCAACGCUUUCUUUAUUUAACAGCGAGUUAAAUCCGCCAUUGUUUAUGUAACGUUUUCAGCAGUCUUCAGCGGAAGGUGUAAAGUCACUCUAUCCACUUCAUAAUUCACAAUCCACUGCUGCCAGAUUCACACUUCCUAAAUUCCUCUCUCUUUCUUUUCUUUUCUCUCCUUUUUUUUUAAAUUUUUAUUUCUGAAAACAGAGGGAGGUUGAAGUUUUAAGGAAAACACCGAGACAGUGAGAUUGAGUUUUUUGCGGCAAAAAUUUGGUGUUAACAGCGCCAAAAUUACAAACCUUUUCACUCUUUUUUUUUUCCCUCUCUUUUAUUUUAUUUUAUUUUAUUUUCAGGUUGAUUCUCAUUUCAACACUCUUUCUCUCUUUUUCUUUUUUCCUUUUAUUUGAGUUCUCUCUGUUUUUCGCGUAGCUGACACAAAAAACAAACUGAAUCAAACAAAAAGAAAAAUAAAAACUCUGUAUCUUCUGUCUAUGCUCUUUCUCUAACUCCAUAACCAACCAUAUCACGAUUCUUGAAAAGAAGAAAGAGUCAAUGCAAUCUGAGAAGUCUAACCUUGACUUUUUCCUCCGGUGUACCACACCAGUUGUACAAUCUCAGCUUCUUCCAAACACGGAGAUAAGGAAGUUGAACAGGUUAUGGCAUCCAUGGGAGAGAGAAGCAGUGGAGUAUUUCACUUUGGCUGAUCUAUGGAAUUCUUUUGAUGAAUGGAGUGCUUAUGGUGCUGGAGUUCCCAUAACGCUUCCCAAUGGAGAAACACUUGUUCAGUACUAUGUCCCUUACCUCUCUGCAAUUCAGAUUUUCACCAGCAACACUUUCAGGGAAGAAGCUGAAUCCGGUGACUGCGAGACAAGAGACUCAUACAGCGAUUCGUACAGCGAGGAGAGCGAGAGUGAUAAGCUAUGGAGGUGGGAUGGAACCUCAUCAGAAGAGGGAGGAUUUGAACAUGAUAAUAGCCUCUCGAAUUUGAAUGAUAGGUUGGGUCACCUCUAUGUUCAAUAUUUUGAAAGAUCAGCACCAUAUGGAAGAGUUCCUCUCAUGGAUAAGAUUACUGGGUUAGCAGAAAGAUACCCAGGGUUGAUGUCACUAAGAAGUGUGGAUCUUUCACCAGCAAGUUGGAUGGCAGUUGCAUGGUACCCUAUAUAUCAUAUCCCCAUGGGGAGGACAAUUAAAGAUCUUUCUACAUGCUUCCUCACUUACCACACACUUUCUUCAUCAUUUCAAGAUAUGGACCUUGAUGAUGAUCCAGAGGGAGCCCACUCAAAGAGAAAGCAAGGGGAAGGCAUAACACUGCCACCGUUUGGUUUAGCCACGUACAAGAUGCAAGGAAACUUGUGGGUCUCAGGGCAUUAUGGUAGGGACCAAGAAAAACUGGUUUCACUAUUCAGCGUGGCUGAUUCAUGGUUGAAGCAACUUAGGGUCCAGCAUCAUGACUUCAAUUACUUCACUGGCAUUAGGCAUUAGCCUUUCAUGCCUUGAACAAAAAAUGCAUGGGGGGAUUAGUUGACCUUGUUUUGGACCAUUAAUUGCGCCUUUAAUUUCCUUUUAAUUUGUAGUUUGUUAUAACUUAUAACCCCCCUUGGAGAGCCUUUGUCUUUGUUUUUUAAAGGGUUAGACCUUUUGUGAGAGAUUUGCAUAGAAAAAGUAACUAAUGAAGUUUGACUUUGUAGCAUGUUGUGCUAAGAGGUUUCUUUGUAUUGUACAUAAGAGAGUUUGUUGAGGAGGGUCAUGUAGAGAGUGAGACUUGUGUAGAUUGUGUAAUCAAGUUGAUGUUGACCCUGAUGGUUAAUGCAAGUAAUGUAGUGGAUUAUUGUGGAGAAUUUAAUGUGCAAGUGUUACCUUU